Messenger RNA from Trichogramma pretiosum, 884 nucleotides. RefSeq names its product acylphosphatase-2. The transcript has 3 exons. Gene Ontology annotation, molecular function: acylphosphatase activity. The record is from RefSeq and is a predicted model, not a curated record. NCBI's taxonomy places the organism in Eukaryota, Metazoa, Arthropoda, Insecta, Hymenoptera, Trichogrammatidae. Bases 248 to 601 code for a protein of 117 amino acids.
CUCUUGAAUAAAAUCUCAGUUGCAUGCAGACGGUCGAUCAAUAACAGUAGCCGUAGUGUGAGAGAAAGAGAGAGAGAGAGAGAGAGAGAGUGAGAAAGUUGGGAGAAAAGCCGAGCGAUUUUCGUGCUUUCACUGGUUUAUGUGGCACUCGACGGACCGCAACAAGUGAUCAAAAUUGAUACCGCAGAGGUAGCCAGGCUGAGGAAGCACUCGUACCUGCUGGAGAAUCUCUUCUUGCCCUAACAAAAUGACGUCUGUGCUGAACUUGAAGAAGCAACAAUCUGACGAUCCUUUGGAUCACGAGCCACUAGUAUCGGUCGAAUUCGAGGUCUUUGGCAAAGUUCAAGGUAUGCCAUCAGGUGUUUCGUUCACGAGAUACGUGCGAGAUCUGUGCGAGAAAAUGGGCAUCGUCGGAUGGGUGAAGAACAGCAAGACCGGCACGAUCAUGGGCAAAAUGCAGGGACCCCAGUCGCUCAUCGAUCAGAUGGCACAAUGGCUCUCGAAAGUUGGAAGUCCAGAAAGCGAAAUACAUCACUGCGAAUUCAAAGAUUUGUGUACCGUCGCUAAGCCUGGCUACGUAGGCUUUAAAGUUCGCUUCUAAACGUCAAACGUUAUGCGCAAGCAUGGAUGUGCGUGUAUAUAUUUAUAUGAAUUGUAAUUGAAAUGUACAAAGUAUUAACGCGAUAAUUUUCAACGAUCGAUUGAAUAAAAAUUUAUAUUUGUAUAAAUGUUUUAUCAUAUUUAAGGAGUGAAUGUUAUAUAGAUGCGCGCGAGAGCCAUUAAGUGUCUACUGUGUACCUACGAUCGAUUGUAAUCGACAUUAAUUUAGGAGUUGUGCCACUCUAUUUUUAUAUAUAAAAAUAAACCAAUACGAAAAUCGCAAA